AUGGAGGAGAGGAGUGAGGAAUCAUUGACGUUCUCUGUCAGGGUCUUCGCUCUGCAGGAGGAGGUGAGGGCCGAGGAGGAGAACAUGGAGACACGUGAGGAGGAGGUGCAGGUCCAGGAAGGGAUGAACAGCGAGCAGCAGGUCAGUGUUUGCAGACAGAGAGCAGAGCAGGAGCUCACACUGCUCCUCACCACAGGACUGGAGACUCAGCUGCUCACUGUGCAGGAUGCCAACAGAGCAUCAGUCUUCCAGUUUACUGUUUCCAAGGAGAUGGACUGCUGCCAGGUCGGACAGCAGUCCUUCCUGGUCUCCUUUGGCAAGUUGAGUUUUCUGCUGCAGUUCAGAACUCCUGCUGAUCUGAAGAACUUCCAGCAGUUACUGAAGAGAGGGGAUGAUGAAGAGACUAAGAAAGGUUGCACAGAAAGAGAUGAGAAGGAAAACAGAGAUUCAGAGAGAGGCAAAACACCUUCUAGGAGACAUCCCACUAUGUUUGAAUCAAGGACUGAAAAUGCCCCUACACUGGGUACCUACCAGUUCCACAGCUGUCUGUCCCAGCAGCAGUCUCUGCUUCAAGACUACCUGAGGAUCACCACCUACCAGAGAGCCAUUUUAAACAAUGAGACCGACUUCAGAGACAAGGUGGUUCUGGAUAUAUGUUGUGGUUCUGGUAUUCUGUCCUUCUUUGCAGUCCAGGCAGGAGCCACCAGAGUGUAUGCUGUUGAGGCCAGCCCCAUGGCCAAGUUUACACAGAUCCUGGUCCAGUGUAAUUGUCUGUCUGAGCAGAUCAGGGUCCUAGAAGGGGAGGUGGAGGAGGUCAGCUGUCCUGAUAUGGUGGAUGUCAUUGUCUCUGAGCCAAUGGGAUACAUGCUGCUCAGUGACGGACUCAUGGAGAGAUUCUUGCAUGCCAGGAAAUGGCUCAAGCCCAACGGUCUGAUGUUUCCCUCCUAUGGUGAUAUUCAUCUGGCUCCCUUCAGUGACGAGCAGCUCUACUUUGAACACUACGCACGAGCUAACACAUGUUCCCAGUGUUCGACCUCAGAUCUGCAAGGAGGAAUGGCAGAGGAUACCCAAAUCCAGAUGUCAACAGUGUGGCUCUCCACAGCUCCCACUGAGCCUCUGACCCGCUGGUAUCAGGUCAGGUGUUUGCUUCAGACGCCGCUCUUCGCCAAGCUGGGACAAACUCUGUCUGGGACUGUCCUGCUGAUCGCUAACAGCAGGCAGAGCUAUGACAUCCACAUCACAGCCACAGUCGACCAAUCAGGCUUCAGAUCUGGAAACAUCCUGGACCUCAAAAACCCAUUCUUCAGGUUACUCCUUUUUUUUUUUGCUCUCAUACAUUUAACACUAAAAGUAUUUUUUUUUUUCUACAUAUAAAAAAGUAAUAACAAUUUUUUAUUUUAGUGGACAUCGGGUUAUUAUUCCCCACAAAAAUUGAGGCAUGAUUUGGUGAUGAUAAGACAAUACUAUAUUAUAUAUAAUUUUACUCUCACUCAUUUCAUGACUAUUGGAAACAAAUAAAACAAAUGUUAAAACCUGCUCUGCUGCCUGGCUCUCUUCCUCUCAUCUGCUUUUUUUUAAAAAGCAAAACUGUCACUCACUGCUCUGUUUGUAUCUAGAAAACCGUUGAAA
Messenger RNA from Micropterus dolomieu (smallmouth bass), 1629 nucleotides. RefSeq names its product histone-arginine methyltransferase CARM1-like. The coding region runs from base 1 to 1374 and encodes 457 amino acids. NCBI's taxonomy places the organism in Eukaryota, Metazoa, Chordata, Actinopteri, Centrarchiformes, Centrarchidae. The record is from RefSeq and is a predicted model, not a curated record. Gene Ontology annotation, molecular function: protein-arginine N-methyltransferase activity. The transcript has 12 exons. Gene Ontology annotation, biological process: peptidyl-arginine methylation.